Messenger RNA from Lates calcarifer (barramundi perch), 3099 nucleotides. Its product is annotated as ubinuclein-1. Lineage: Eukaryota; Metazoa; Chordata; Actinopteri; Centropomidae. The record is from RefSeq and is a predicted model, not a curated record. Bases 252 to 2726 code for a protein of 824 amino acids. The transcript has 15 exons. Gene Ontology annotation, cellular component: nucleus.
GGAUGUCAUCAUGCCAAGAAAAUGCAUGUCGUUUUUUUCAGUUUGGAUUAAACAAACAACAUGUAAAUCAUUAGUUAGAUUUUGGGGUGCAAGGAGGCAGAUGUUCUUAAUGUUAACUAAGCUAGUAAGCUAACCGCUUAGCUAACCUUAUGGGACAGACUGACUCGGAAAGCAAUUAAGGAUUUCUCUGAACGUCAAACUGUUCCUUUGGUGAGUGAAGAGAGCGCCUGUGCUGUGUGUUAUCCGUUGUGAUGGCUGAGUCCCGGAGAGUUCAGUUAACCACCCUGUUCUGUGAUGUACCUUCCUCCUCUGACCCGCCGCCGACUCCGGCCCAGAAGUCUUCAACAGGUGCUCAGCAGGGGAAAGAAAACUGCACAGACCGACCCGCUGACACCGACACAGUCCGACUGGUCCUCACAUUAUUUGAGCCCAAUGAGCGGAGCUUCCCAGAGUUCAGUUACAGUCAACUUAUUGACAACAAGAUCAACCACACAGAAGACAAAGGCCCACUGAGCAAAUUUGAAGAGGAAGAAAAGCGAGAGAACGAUGAGGUCGCUGCCCUUGCAAAGAAGUUGGAGGAAAAAUAUGGCGGCAAACCCAAGAAAAAGAAGGAUCGUAUUCAGGACUUGAUUGAUAUUGGAUUCGGUUAUGAUGAAGAGGAUUCUUUCAUCGACAACUCUGAGGCUUAUGAUGAAUUUGUUCCAGCCUCCAUCACAACUAAAUUUGGUGGAUUCUAUGUAAACUCGGGCGUGCUCCAGUUCCGCCAGGCUUCUGACACUGAGACUGAGGAUCUCACAACAGAAGAGAAAACGCUUGAGCCCUCAAAAAAACGUAAACUCAAUGGUGGACAAGAUAAGCCAAAGAAGAAGCAUUGCACAGCAGGUGAAGAGGUGAAAAACAACAUGGAUCCUAAGUCAAGCACUUUGUCUGAAAUUGGACCAAAUGAUGAGACGAAGAAGAAAAAGAAGAAGAAGGCGGUUGGCACAUUAAGUGUCACAAGCAUGCUGAAGAAGUUUCAAAGAGAGAAGGAGAAGGAACGACAGAAAAUGGAGAAAGCAAAUCAGAGGGCAGCAGGGAUCAUGGGUUUACCCACAAUCCCUCUGUGCCCGGCAGAUGCAGCCGGCGGUGGAGGCUCAGGACUGACCGACCCCCUCCUCAGUUUAAUUGGAUCAACCAAUGAUCACGCUCUUAUCCAGGCAGCCAGCACAGUGGAUUUUGAUAUCGAUUUGGACUCUUUAUUAGAUGUCAGUGACGAGACUUCAUCACCAAAGUCUUUUCCUCAACCUGCCACAGAGACGCAGCUUUUCCAACCCAAAACAAAUACUCCUACCCAGAUAAAUGUUGUUCUUGCUCAAACACAACCUCAAAAGACUUAUUUGGAGCCAAAGACUCACCCAGAUCAAAUCCAGCUCCUGUCAGAAGCCAGUUCUACUCCACCACAUCAGUGUGCCCCCCUGCCAGAGGGACUUACCCCAGGACUGGAAGACGGCAUUAGAAAACUCAUGGCGGCUGCCAAAACCUCAGAGGGAGAGUCAAAACUCAAGUUCUUCACUCCAGAAAUCAACUCAAUCCUGUUAGAUAUUGAGCUGCAGUGUCGGGAACAGAGCAGUCAGUUGCGCUCCAAGGUGUACACACACCUGUCGUCUUUCCUGCCCUGCAGCAGAGACACACUCCUCAAACGUGCAAAGAAACUGUUACUCACACACCAGGAGGAACCCACUGAUGUGGAGGAUCCUGUGCAGAAACUGAAGGAGGCCAUCGGCAAAGUUAUGCCUGAACAGAUUGCGUGUUACCUGGCAAACUGCCAAACAUAUGAACAAGUCAAGGCUUCAAAGGCAACAGAGGAGAGGAAUGUAAAUGCUGGCCCAGAGGACAAUGUGGAGGAGAAGGGUGGGAAAAGAGGAGGUCCUAAGAAGUUGUUCAAAUGGAACGAAGAAAUCAGGGAAUGCUUGUGCCAACUGUUAAGGCCAAGAAUGGACAGAUAUAAAAAGGAAAGGAAAGGGAGCCAGGAGACAGAGGAGUACCUCAAGACAUUACUGGACAGUGAGGUCAAACCACUUUGGCCAAAAGGAUGGAUGCAAUCCAGGGUACUGAUAAGGGAGAGCAGGAAAAUAUUAGGCCUCCUCACGUCAUUACCAGUAAAGAAAGCCAAAGCUGAUAAGAAGCAGUCCUCCAUCAGUGGUGCUUCCACAGUGUCAGAUGCUCCACCACUGAAAGGAGAGCUCCCCCAAGAGACAGAUGAUGUCUUUAUUGAAGGCUCAGAUAUUUCCAGUUCUAUGUCACUUGGUGCUGUGGGGAAGGAAUCCACUGCCCUGAAAAAGGUAGAGGGUAAAAAAGGAGGGGUGACGGUGGACGCUCAUCCCUCUACGCCUGCAGAGUCAGAUGAACCUCUGGUCAAUGCCACAUCUGCUCCGACUCAGUCACUUCUGGAUCUCCUUGCUGAUCAAGCGCUGGCUCAAGAGCAGCCUCUCACAGUUUCCCAGGAGCUCCUUGCAGCAGCUGUUGCAAAAUACAAACGCUCAUUUCAGCGCUGGAGCUUUGGGUUGGAUACCAAAAGUCCUCCACUUCCUCCUCCGCCUCCUCAGUCCAGCCCAGUCAGCUUCCCAGUGAGCGGGGUGUGUCAGGUUGUUUUGCCCCAGCUACUGCAGACAGGAGACUUUGCCAGGCAUGUGGAUGCUAAUGAGUUGCUGAUCAUUUCUGACGAUUCUGACAGUCCCAUACAGUGACCGCUCCCAAUGCAGAUUUAAACACCAUGGGAACAGUGUUCUUGGAGAUGGACUGAACACAUGGCAAGAUUGUCACAAUCACAGAGUACUUACAAUAUCAAAAGUUUGUCAGCUAAUAUUAGUUUUAAAACUUUUUUUGGAUUAGUGUGUCAUGUGACACAGGAAGAAACUCACAAGAGUAAUUCUUGUGGUUUUCACCUGUGAAAGGAUGAGUUGCACUUUUACCAAUGAGUAGACAGAUGAAGUGACAUCUCACCUCUUGUCUCAGUCUGACAAAACUUUGAGACACUUUACAGCUACUCAGUAAAUCACUUAUUCUAACAACCCUGUAACUCUGACUUGUAUUUAAAAGGUUUUGUUUGAAAUGUAAAUG